AUGCAGACCUCCAGAUUCCAAUCGAUCCGCUCCCGGUUCUCCCCCGCGGGGAUCCGCACAUCACUCCGCCGGGCCUCGUCGGCUUCGUGGAGAUCCGACAGCUCAAGCAACUCCUUCAUGUCCACCGGCUCGCCGGUAGAAACCAUCAACAGCGUCAUGUUCCGCCAACCAUCCAUCGUCGGCAUGGUAGAAGAGAAGAAGAGCUUUGCCGAAGAGCUCAACCUUCUCGAGCCGCGUCCCAUUGUCUACUGGGGCGGCCUCGAGGAGCGCAUGGGGUCUUUUUGA
Pseudomassariella vexata is the source of this 285-nucleotide messenger RNA. RefSeq lists its product as uncharacterized. NCBI's taxonomy places the organism in Eukaryota, Fungi, Ascomycota, Sordariomycetes, Amphisphaeriales, Pseudomassariaceae. The record is from RefSeq and is a predicted model, not a curated record. Bases 1 to 285 code for a protein of 94 amino acids. The transcript has a single exon.